Sycon ciliatum is the source of this 4029-nucleotide messenger RNA. RefSeq names its product extracellular calcium-sensing receptor-like. Gene Ontology annotation, cellular component: plasma membrane. Gene Ontology annotation, biological process: regulation of synaptic transmission, glutamatergic; G protein-coupled glutamate receptor signaling pathway. Bases 396 to 3356 code for a protein of 986 amino acids. Gene Ontology annotation, molecular function: adenylate cyclase inhibiting G protein-coupled glutamate receptor activity. Lineage: Eukaryota; Metazoa; Porifera; Calcarea; Leucosolenida; Sycettidae. The transcript has a single exon. The record is from RefSeq and is a predicted model, not a curated record.
AGAAAUUUCGCUGACUCCAUACACCGCAGUGAGCACAGUGGGGAUCUACUGUAUGGGAGUCAUACUCAUAGGUCAACUUCAAGUAACAGUUCAACCCGUCACUGGUCAGUAACCAGCGUGUAAAAACCAGAUAUUAAAUCAUUGUGUGUAACGGUAGUCAGUACAUGUGGCUUUAUGCUGCUGGCGAAUGGCUGCAAGAUAGUCGCUUCCCUUUGUCACUCGGCUCUGCCUCCCUCGGUCUGCCAUUUGCGUUAUUUCUCGUGUUCACUUUCUUUGGCUUUCAGCAGGACCCUGCUUGCUACUUCGAUGUAGUUGUGCGCUUUCGGUAUACCGAAGCAAUGGCCCGACUUCUGACAACGACUUCACCUAGGAUCUUCCAGGAUUAGCAGUGCAAAAUGCGGUUCUCUUCAGCCGCCAAACACAGUCCGACAAUGUCAUCUCGACAGAACAAGCACGACCGUAGUUUGGCGUUUAACUGCUUCUCAUUUAUCUGCUUCGCUUCAGCGGCAUGCUCACAAACGCAACAAGAACCAAACAGCGAACCGAAUUUCGCAACUGGCGCCAUUCCUGUGGAGGCGAGUUCGGGACGCACGGCCACGCACCACUUCUGUCGUCUGCGGGUUAUCGAAGAUGGCCGUGUCAAGGUUGGCGCGCUGCUGCAACUUCAUGACUCGUUCGACUACAGCACACAGACGUGCCAAGAGUUUAGCAGUUGGGCGGCUGUCCAACAAACUACUGCUUUCACAUACAUGCUCAAAACCUACCAGGACGAGUUCCACAUCGAUGUGGAUUCGUCCGUUGUGCAACGACAUCUGCAGACCGCACCGCUUACCACGAGACUGACGAGUGGACUAGCCUUCGACGCCUGCGGGUCAAAUCAACUGGCAGUGGAAUUAGCACAGAUUUUAGCAGCAGACUCCAUCGUUUACCGAAAAGUUGCACUCACGAAUAUGUUUCACCGCGUACCACCCUUGGACAACGAGUGCGGGGUGCAAAACUUCACAGAAGCUUUGACGAGAUCUCCACCCCUGCUCGCAGUGAUUGGCCCAAUGUCAACAAGCAGUACUUUGGCCACGUCGCCGUUUCUCUCCAACUACCAGAUUCCCCACAUCUCGUACUGGGCCAGCAGCACUCUCUUUGACGAUGUGUCCGACUAUCCGUAUCUCUUCCGAGCAGUGCCCUCCGACAAAUUCCAAGCCGAGGCAAUUGCAGACCUGAUUGAACACUUUGGGUGGACCUUUGUGUCGUUAAUAGCAGCUGAAGAUGAUGCUUACAGCGGACAAGGCUUCGAUUUGAUUGUCUCCGAAGCAAACAGGCGGCAAACAUUUUGCUUGGAGAUUUCUGCUCGCUUCAACAAGAGACCCGGGUUCCGUGACCAGUUGGUGAGUACUGUAGCAACCUUGAAGCAGUCGAGUUCACGCGUGGUCAUCCUCUAUGCUCCCAUAUCUGCAGCCAGGGUGUUUCUGAGUAUGUGCCAACAGAUAAACGUGGAUAACAAGAUCUUUGUUGGCAGCCAUGACUGGGUGAACAGGCUGACAUUCCCAGAAAACUCCAUUCAGGUUAAAGCGCCCAUUCUUGGCCUGGCACCACGAGCUGUUGCUUCCAGCAGCGCCCAGCGUUUGCUCCAGAACUUGACACAGUCGUUGAGGGAUGCGGAGUACAUUAAAGCUGCAACUACGGAAGAUCCCUGGCUGCGGGCAUACGUAGAAGACCAGCUACAAUGCACCAUGGGGAUUAUGGACAGUUGCCGAAUCAAACUCAUGCCAAGCCGCACAACACAGCUCCGUCAGUGCACCGAUGCCGAUAUUAAACGCUUCCUGCCGAGAGAGUCAAUGGUGAUCGCCGAGUCAUUGAUUUUGGGCAUGAUAUCGACCGCGGCUGCAACAGUAGCAGCCAUUCGGUCACAUGAUCUUGGCAACGGUACCGUACCCGGAGGGCCAGUUCAACUGAAGAUUUUAGAAAAUCUUGCACUGCCGUGUAAGAACUAUACUUCGUUCUGUCGUGUGUUUGACAAACUCCACCACACAACCCCAACAUAUUAUAUACAGAAUGUCCAGCUUACUGCAAAUGGCUUCCACGACAUAGUCUCCAUCGGGCACUGGAAAGAAGGAAGCCGCUCAAAAUUUGAAUGGUAUCCAGAUCAAGUGUUAGACUUGAAAAUGUUUGGUAACUUCACCCUUGACAGUACCACUCCUGCCACAUCCAGGUCCACUCUGAGGGGAUUGCCAGCAUCUAAUUGCAGCACAACUUGUUAUCCAGGCCAGCAUCGUGUAUUCAAUGCCAGCUUGCCAAUGCUGUGUUGCUGGUCAUGCGAGGUCUGUGCUGGGACUACAUUCUCCAAUGUCACAAAUGCCGAUAUUUGUACUAACUGCCCUCUCGGCUUUGGAUCCAACGGAACAUCCUGUUCUGAGUUCAACCCUGUGGAAUACGGCAUCAAAGACCCAGGAUUUAUAACAGUGACAUGUUUUGCCAUCCUAGGGCUGAUUCUUAGUGUUUCUACGUUGCUGUAUUUUCGCCUGCAUCCCAACGCUGUUCUUGUGAAGGCAUCUGAUCUUACUCUCAGCACCCUGAGUAUGUCCGCCAUGAUCAUUGGGCAUUGUGUUGCUUUGGGCAUCACCAUCCCAACCAGCAUCACCUCAACAUACUGCACACUGAGUGCAGUGUUGCCCGAGCCCGUCAAGACCAUUGUUGUCGGUUCAGUUCUAGUCAAGACCAAGCGCUUUGACAGCAUCUUCAACUCCAUGACCAUCCUGAGUCGCAACAAGACUCGACGGCGUCUUCUUGGAAACCCGGUACAACUUGCUGGUGUCUGCAUGUUGACACUUAUAAACAGUGUAUUGUCAGCUCUGUACAUCGUUUUACAACCACCAGUUGCUGUCAAAAUUCCUGCAGUUCAUCAGCUAACAUUUCACUGUAGCAUAAGCCAUGUUUGGGUCAGUGUUUUAAGCGCGUUCAACUUUUUGCUUCUCGUAACUUGCAUUGUGCUGGCGUUUCUGACACGCAAAUUGCCGGAAGAGUACAAUGAAGCGCAGCUCCUGUACCUCGCCUCGUUGACCGGAUUUAUUGUUUGGCUCGGUCUGUAUCCAGCGCUUGUUGUCACCGGGCCAUCGCUCCGGCCACUGAUUCAGGCCAUUCUCCUGGAAGGUGAGAUGUGGGCGUUCUGGAUUUGCCUCUACGCACCGCGCAUGAUACAGAUGCUGCGCCACGAGAGAUACAGGCAGCGUGGCCAACUCAAAACCUUCGCUGCGGAUGGGCACUUGUCAGCUGCACGAACCUUGUUUUCGACCUCGUCCGCUGAUCAACCUGGCUGUGUAGUACUAUCACAACAAGGGGAAGACCUUCCACCUACAAAAUAGUUAUCAACGUACAUAUACAUGUAGGUUAUUGGAGCCUAGCAAUGACCCAUAACCAUUCUGGUCGUAGGGGCGCCAUCUGUGUCAUACGGCAGCAGCAUCAAAGAGAACAGAAAAAAGAAAAAAAUAGUAAUAGCAGUAAUAGCAGCAUAAAAACUAGCAUUGUGACUCCGAAUUUUCAGCAAUUCCUGUGCCAUGCUACCCAUGUAUGAAAAACUACACAAAGUGCAUACGACUGUACAAGUUCCUACAAACCAAGCGGUUUUUACAUGCUUGCUGCUGGUGACUUGCUGGAAAUAUGGAGCAACAGCAGCAUUAUACGUAGCAUUGUGAUCAGGGCUUUGUUCUAUUAACGCACUCUCCACAUAGAGGCAUGCACCCGGCUCAGAACACAUUGUUUUCUGGUUGGCAUAUCAGGGAUAUUGGGCGGAGCAGCUGGCGUGCAUGAGAAAGACAGGUCGGCCUGCUCUGCGCAGGAGCUGUGACCCGGUGCACACAUAGUGUGUGUGAGAGAGAGACAGACAGGUCGGCCUGCUCUGCGCAGGAGCUGUGACCUGGAGCACACAGAGUGUGAACGAGAGACGGUCGGCCUGCCGUGGGCAGGAGCUGCGACCGGUAGUGAUUGAAAUGAGCCAGCUGCGGAGAUAGACUGCCCUCACCCGAUAUAAGUAUAUUG